AUGUCUCACGCGCGAGUCGAAGAAGUCUCCGACUCAGACCCGGACGACAUGGACCCGUCGGAUUUCGACCCAGCCAAAGACUCAAUCAUAUACCACAAGGACAUGGAGGGCCCCUCUGCCGGCAGAAGUAAUAGUAGCAGCACAAUGCCCCUUCGCCCCCCAGCACGCCCGGCCGCCGCCUCCUCGUCCCCGUCUCCGCCUCUCUUCCCUGGCUCGCAGCAGCAGAUGCGCCGUCCCACCAUCGCUCAGGGCCGUGACAUCCCACGCUCAUACCAGUGUCUAUACGCCGUCUACUUUGACAAAUCGCGAACUCGCGCAGAGGGUAGGAGAGUCAGUCGGAAGCUAGCUGUGGAGAGCCCGUUGGCAAAGGACAUCCUGGACGCCACGCAGCUGCUCGGGUUGAGCGUUGGGUUCGAGCCUGAUAAACUGCACCCCAAGGAUUGGUCGAAUCCCGGGCGUGUGCGUGUCAUGUUGAAAGAUGAGGAAGGACGACCGGCGCAUUCCAGUAUAAAAAAUAAACAUCAUUUAUAUACUCAUGUUGCGCAGUAUCUACAAUCGCACCCAACUACUGAACAGUCUCCCUUCAGACUGAGGUUACAGGGUAUGCCUGUGCCAGAAAAGCCGCCAGGGCCGCCCGCCACACCGCGAGGAUGGAAAAUCAGCAAAGUCUUACCAUUGCAUUCUCCUGCGUUGACCGGCGGCGGAGUAAGCGAUAAUCCAUUCAAGGAGGCUAUGAAGGAGAUGCAAGCACAACAAGGUCUUCCGGGAAUGCCUGGAAUGCCGAAUAUGCCUGGUAUGCCCGGAAUGUCAGGACCGGGCAACGCACCGCCAGAUCCCAAGAAGAAGAAGGACAAAAAGAAGGGGAAAGCAUAG
Trichophyton benhamiae CBS 112371 is the source of this 873-nucleotide messenger RNA. RefSeq lists its product as uncharacterized. Gene Ontology annotation, cellular component: signal recognition particle, endoplasmic reticulum targeting. Gene Ontology annotation, biological process: SRP-dependent cotranslational protein targeting to membrane; SRP-dependent cotranslational protein targeting to membrane, signal sequence recognition. The transcript is spliced from 2 exons. Gene Ontology annotation, molecular function: 7S RNA binding. The coding region runs from base 1 to 873 and encodes 290 amino acids. The record is from RefSeq and is a predicted model, not a curated record. Lineage: Eukaryota; Fungi; Ascomycota; Eurotiomycetes; Onygenales; Arthrodermataceae.